Molecule: messenger RNA, 1464 nt
Organism: Vanessa tameamea
Lineage: Eukaryota; Metazoa; Arthropoda; Insecta; Lepidoptera; Nymphalidae
Gene: TfIIB
Product: transcription initiation factor IIB
Exons: 5
Coding region: 144-1073 (309 amino acids)
Biological process (GO): transcription initiation at RNA polymerase II promoter; transcription preinitiation complex assembly
Cellular component (GO): transcription preinitiation complex; nucleus
Molecular function (GO): RNA polymerase II general transcription initiation factor activity; TBP-class protein binding
Source: RefSeq, a predicted model, not a curated record
GUCUAUGUAUGUUGCAACUUGACAAUCAUGGCGAGCACGUCGAGGUCUGUUUUUCUAAUUUAUUUUUAAUUCUGUUUAUAUCUUAACGAAGUUUUACUAUAAUUAAAAACCAGAAAUAUGUUUAUAUACAAACUGGCUUUACAAUGGAAGCGAAUAAGGUGGUGUGUUAUGCUCAUCCCGAUGCUCCGCUCAUUGAGGAUUAUAGAGCGGGUGACAUGAUAUGUUCAGAAUGCGGCCUCGUUGUUGGCGACAGAGUAAUUGACGUAGGAUCUGAAUGGCGUACAUUCAGUAAUGAGAAGUCAGGAGUUGACCCAUCUCGUGUUGGUGGUCCAGAGAACCCACUUCUGUCUGGAGGUGAUCUUUCCACUAUAAUUGGUCCUGGACGAGGAGAUGCAUCUUUCGAUAGCUUUGGAGUAUCGAAAUACCAAAACAGACGAAACAUCAGCAGUACUGACAGAGCUCUCAUUAAUGCCUUCAGAGAAAUAAACAUGAUGGCUGAUCGUAUCAACUUACCAAAAACAAUUGUUGACAGAGCAAACAAUUUAUUUAAACAGGUUCAUGACGGUAAAAACUUGAAGGGUAGAUCGAAUGAUGCAAUAGCAUCUGCUUGUUUAUACAUUGCAUGUCGGCAAGAGGGUGUACCGCGUACUUUUAAGGAAAUUUGCGCAGUCAGUAAGAUCAGUAAGAAAGAAAUUGGUAGAUGUUUCAAACUUAUCCUUAAGGCAUUGGAAACAUCAGUCGACUUGAUCACGACCGCAGAUUUCAUGUCUCGUUUCUGUUCAAAUUUGGCACUGCCGAACUCAGUACAAAGAGCCGCAACACAUAUUGCGAGGAAAGCUGGGGAAUUGGAUAUUGUAUCUGGAAGGAGUCCCAUUUCGGUUGCCGCUGCCGCUAUAUAUAUGGCUUCACAGGCGUCAGCAGAUAAACGCAGUCAGAAAGAGAUUGGUGAUAUUGCUGGUGUAGCAGAUGUUACAAUCAGGCAGUCGUACAAGCUGAUGUAUCCAUUUGCAGCAAAAUUGUUCCCAGAAGACUUCAACUUCGCAACACCCAUUGAGUUCCUGCCGCAGAUGUAAAUGUGUUAAGUGUUAAUUGUAUACAGUGGAAUCAAUAUAUGGUGAGUUUUGAUAUAAAGUAGUAAUAAGUUGAAAGUAAUAGUUUUCAUAUGUUCAAUUGCUAUACAUAGCAUUAUAAGUUUGCUACAAAAUUAAAUGGAUGUUAUAUAAUUAAUAUUGUAUAAAUAUAUAAUAUAACAGUUAGUUAAAUUCGAAAUUUAUAUUAUGAUAUCAAGUAACCAACUUGAAUUUUAUAAGAAUCAAAACUUUAGCUGUAUUUAUUAUUGAUGAUAAAACUGCAUUUGACUAUCAAUGUUCACAGACUAUUGGGAUCUGAUAUUUAUAUUAGACAUGAUAACUUUGAAACCACCCAGGUGCGUUGCACAAAGCACUGCCACAUAUCAUGGAUUUU